CCUUCGCCGCCGCCAGAGAUUUCGGUGUCGCUGCGAAGCGUCGCGUGCGCUGCCGUAUCCGGGUUCGGCCCGCAGGCGUCUGACAGCCCAGCGCCAUCUUCAUCGAGCGCCAUGGCCGUAGCCUGCGGGCCGGGAGCGGCCGGGCACUGCUUGCUUCUCGGCCUGCAUUUGUUUCUGCUCACCGCGGGCCCUGCCCUGGGCUGGAACGACCCUGACAGAAUGUUGCUGCGGGAUGUAAAAGCUCUUACCCUCCACUAUGACCGCUAUACCACCUCCCGCAGGCUGGAUCCCAUCCCACAGUUGAAAUGUGUUGGAGGCACAGCUGGUUGUGAUUCUUAUACCCCAAAAGUCAUACAGUGUCAGAACAAAGGCUGGGAUGGGUAUGAUGUACAGUGGGAAUGUAAGACCGACUUAGAUAUUGCAUACAAAUUUGGAAAAACUGUGGUGAGCUGUGAAGGCUAUGAGUCCUCUGAAGACCAGUAUGUACUAAGAGGGUCUUGUGGCUUGGAGUACAAUUUAGAUUAUACAGAACUUGGCCUGCAGAAACUGAAGGAGUCUGGAAAGCAGCACGGCUUUGCCUCUUUCUCUGAUUAUUAUUAUAAGUGGUACUCGGCGGAUUCCUGUAACAUGGGUGGAUUGAUUACCAUCGUGGUGCUCCUUGGGAUCGCCUUUGUAGUCUAUAAGCUGUUCCUGAGUGAUGGGCAGUAUUCUCCUCCACCGUAUUCUGAGUAUCCUCCAUUUUCCCACCGUUACCAGAGAUUCACCAACUCAGCAGGACCUCCUCCCCCAGGCUUUAAGUCUGAGUUCACAGGACCGCAGAAUACUGGCCAUGGUGCAACUUCUGGUUUUGGCAGUGCUUUUACAGGACAACAAGGAUAUGAAAAUUCAGGACCAGGGUUCUGGACUGGCUUGGGAACUGGUGGAAUACUAGGAUAUUUGUUUGGCAGCAAUAGAGCGGCAACACCCUUCUCUGACUCGUGGUACUACCCGUCCUAUCCUCCCUCCUACCCUGGCACAUGGAAUAGAGCUUACUCACCCCUUCGUGGAGGCUUGGGCGGCUAUUCGGCGUGUUCAAACUCAGACACAAAAACCAGAACUGCAUCAGGAUAUGGUGGUACCAGGAGACGAUAAAGUAGAAAGUUGGAGUCAAACAUUGGAUGCAGAAAUUUUGGAUUUUUCGUCACUUUCUCUUUAGAAAAAGUGCUACCUGUUAACAAUUGGGAAAGGGGGAUAUUCAAAAGUUCUGUGGUGUUUUGUCCUGUAUAGCUUUUUGUAUUCUAUUAUUUGAGGCUAAAAGUUGAUGUGUGACAAAAUACUUAUGUGUUGUAUGUCAGUGUAACAUGCAGAUGUAUAUUGCAGUUUUUGAAAGUGAUCAUUACUGUGGAAUGCUAAAAAUACAUUAAUUUCUAAAACCUGUGAUGCCCUAGGAAGCAUUAAGAAUGAAGGUGUUGUACUAAUAGAAACUAAGUACAGAAAAUUUCAGUCUUAGGUGGUUGUAGCUGAUGAGUUAUUACCUCAUAGAGACUUUAAUAUUCUAUUUGGUAUUAUAUUAUUUGAUGUUUGCUGUUCUUCAAACAUUUAAAUCAAGCUUUGGACUAAUUAUGCUAAUUUGUGAGUUCUGAUCACUUUUGAGCUCUGAAACUUUGACUCAUUCAGUGGUGGUGAUGGCCUUCUGGUAAGUGAGUAUUACCUUCUGUAGGAAAAGGUAGAAAAUAAGCUCUAGAAGGUUAUUGUGAAUGACUGUGUGCUGGCAGAAAUGCUUGAAACCUCUAUAUUCAGUUCAUAAGAGGUAAAGGUCAAAUUUUUCAAAAAAAGUCUUUUAAUAACAAAAGCAUGCAGUUCUCUGUGGAAUCUCAAAUAUUGUUGUAAUAGUCUGUUUCAAUCUUAAAAAUAAUCAAUAAAAACAAGGGGUUUA
Molecule: messenger RNA, 1915 nt
Organism: Mandrillus leucophaeus (drill)
Lineage: Eukaryota; Metazoa; Chordata; Mammalia; Primates; Cercopithecidae
Gene: SARAF
Product: store-operated calcium entry-associated regulatory factor
Exons: 6
Coding region: 112-1131 (339 amino acids)
Biological process (GO): regulation of store-operated calcium entry
Cellular component (GO): endoplasmic reticulum membrane
Source: RefSeq, a predicted model, not a curated record